Messenger RNA from Ceutorhynchus assimilis (cabbage seed weevil), 381 nucleotides. NCBI's taxonomy places the organism in Eukaryota, Metazoa, Arthropoda, Insecta, Coleoptera, Curculionidae. The record is from the annotation of a GenBank genome assembly.
AUGAGUGAAGAUCUUCAAAAAAAGCUCCAAAGCGAGCUCACCAGCUUCAAAACCGUUCAAAAAGAACUACAAAAAGCCAUAUCGACCAGACAACAAUUGGACGGCCAAUUGAACGAAAACGAAAUCGUCAAAACCGAACUGAAUAUUUUACCGGCAGACGGGAAAGUUUUCAAAUCUGUAGGCCCAGUGUUAAUCAAAACAGAGUUGGUUGAAGCCAAGGAGAAUGUUAGCAAGAGAAUAGACUACAUAAACAAGGAGUUGAACAAAGUGGAUGGUCUCAUUGGAACUUUGGAAAAGAAGCAAGACGCUCACAGGGAAUCUCUGCAAAAGUAUCAACAACAAUUGCAACAAGCCCAAGUUAAAGCUGCUUUACACUCUUAG